Messenger RNA from Rotaria sp. Silwood1, 1182 nucleotides. Lineage: Eukaryota; Metazoa; Rotifera; Eurotatoria; Philodinida; Philodinidae. The record is from the annotation of a GenBank genome assembly.
AUGUCUUCAUCCUCACCAUAUACAUGUAUUACAUGUCAUGUUGCUUUUGUUAAUGGUGAAUUACAACGUGCACAUUAUAAAACUGAUUGGCAUCGAUAUAAUCUCAAACGUAAAGUAGCUGAUCUUGGUCCAAUUACAGCAAAUGAAUUUACAGAAAAAGUCGAAACUAUUCAACAACAACAACAACGUGCAGAAAAAAAUUUUGAUAUUAAUAAUCGAACAGGAUUAACAUGUAAAGAUUGUGGUAAAGCUUUUACUUCAGAAAAUGGUCUUCUAAAUCAUAUUAAAUCUAAAAAACAUAUUGAUACUGUUGCUAAACAUGCUACUCUUCCAAUGAAAAAUCCAAAUGAAUAUCAGAAGUCUUCAGUAGAUACAUCAAAAGAUACACCGAAAGAAGAAGAUAUGGAAGAAGAAGAAGAAGAUAAUGAUGAUGAUUGGAAUGAUAUGGAUGAUGGAGCAACAAUGACUAAUGCUUCGGCAAUGGAAGGUGAAACUCAAAUACUUGGUACACCAUUACAUUUAGAAGAAUGUCUCUUUUGCUCAUUAAAAUCAUCCAAUCUUGAAGAAAAUCUAAGUCAUAUGGCAUAUGCACAUAGUUUCUUCUUACCGGAUUUUGAAUAUAUUAAAGAUUUAACAGGUUUAAUUCAAUAUCUCGAUGAAAAAAUUGGUAUAUUUCAUGUAUGUUUAUGGUGUAAUAAAAAAUCUUUUCAUGAUGUUCUUUCCGUUCAACGACAUAUGAUUGAUAAAGGUCAUUGUAAAAUACUUUUUGAUGAAAAUCCAAAUUCAGCAUGGGAAUACGUAGAUUUUUAUGAUUAUUCAACAAGUCAUCCAGAUUCAAAUGAAAAAAAUCUUGAUGAAGAAAUCGAUGAAGAUAUUCUUGAUACUACUGGUUAUGAAUUAGUAUUACCAUCUGGUAAAAAAGUUGGACAUCGAACACUCGUUCGAUAUUAUCGUCAAAGUUUAGCAAAUCGAAAUAAUGAAAGAUCAUUGGAACUUGUCAAUAGAAUUAAAGAUAAAUAUCGAGCACUCGGUUGGUCUGGUCCAGGAACAACAGGAGAAGUAUUUCAACGAAAAGUUCGUGAUCUUAAGUAUAUGCAACAAUGGAAAGCAAAACAGAAUAUGAAACUUGGUGUAAGAAAUAAUAUGCAUCAACAUCAUUUUCGACAACAAGUCAAUUUUUAA